AUGGUUAAAGAGACUACUUAUUAUGAUAUAUUGGGAGUGAAACCAAACUGCACAACAGAUGAGCUCAAGAAAGCAUACAGAAAGUUGGCCCUCAAAUACCACCCUGACAAAAAUCCAAAUGAAGGUGAACGCUUUAAGCAAAUCUCACAAGCCUAUGAAGUUUUGUCAAACCCGGACAAGCGUCGUAUUUACGAUCAAGGAGGUGAACAAGCUUUGAAAGAGGGAGGAGGUGGCAGUGGUUUCUCAUCUCCUAUGGACUUGUUUGAUAUGUUCUUUGGAGGUGGCUUCAGUGGUGGCCGCAGGCGUGGACGGGAACGCAAGGGCAAAGAUGUCAUACAUCAACUGUCAGUAACACUUGAAGAGUUGUAUCGUGGUGCUGUUAGAAAAUUAGCACUACAAAAGAAUGUCAUUUGUGAGAAAUGUGAAGGGAGGGGAGGAAAAAAAGGUGCAGUUCAAACAUGCCCAACCUGCCGAGGUACUGGAAUGCAAGUUCAAAUCCAACAGCUUGCACCUGGUAUGAUUCAACAAAUUCAGACUGUAUGUUCUGAAUGCCGAGGACAAAGGGAAAUCAUUGAUCCUAAGGACCGCUGCAAAGUUUGCCAGGGAAGAAAAACUGUUCGUGACCGGAAAAUUCUUGAGGUUCAUGUCGACAAGGGCAUGACUGAUGGACAGAAGAUUGUCUUUAGUGGAGAGGGUGAUCAAGAACCUGACUUGGAACCAGGAGAUCUAAUUAUUGUGUUAGAUGAAAAGGAGCAUGAAGUUUUCAAACGUUCUGGCAAUGAUCUGAUUGUCCGUUUAAAUAUAGAGCUAGUGGAGUCAUUAUGUGGAUUCCAGAAAGUUAUAAGAACUCUAGAUGAUAGAGACAUAGUCAUAACUGUGCUACCUGGUGAGGUCACCAAACAUGGAGAAGUGAAAUGUGUGCUGAAUGAGGGUAUGCCAAUGUACAAAAAUCCAUUUGAAAAGGGUCAGCUUAUUAUGCAAUUCCUGGUUAAUUUCCCAAAUCGCAUUCCACCUGAAAUCAUUCCUGCUUUAGAAAACUGCCUGCCACCAAGACCAAGGGUUGACAUACCAGAAUUGGCUGAAGAAUGUCAGUUAAUGGAGUUGGAUCCAGAGCAAGAAAAUCGUAGGCGCCGUGCUCAUCAUAGCAACCCAUAUGAAGAAGAUGAAGAGCAUCCGGGAAUGAGCAGAGUACAAUGUAUCAGUUGUCGAGGCCGAUCGAAUGUGGAAUUUGCAGUAGAAGAGGAUUCUUACGAUAUAUGCGAGGAGACAUCUGACGCGUCUCUCUUUGAACAAAUGACUUGUACCCAGCAGGAAGAAGAAAAUCAAUCAGAUAAA
Molecule: messenger RNA, 1335 nt
Organism: Iphiclides podalirius (scarce swallowtail)
Lineage: Eukaryota; Metazoa; Arthropoda; Insecta; Lepidoptera; Papilionidae
Source: the annotation of a GenBank genome assembly